UGGAACUUGAGGCUGGCAAAGAAAGCCAUCUGUGGCCAGCUGUAGCAAUUUACAAUUUACUCUUCACCUCCUGGAGCUGGCAAGAGCAUGGGAAGAGGAACCAGACCUGAAUAGAAUCCUCUCAUCUCUUCAGCAGAAAGAAUAAUACCUGAGAGACAGAUCACCAGGUUCCAUCUGAGCACCUUAUCAAAAUGGAGAGGGUGGAUACCGAAGGCGGCACCCCAAAGUUCCUGCUUCAGCUAAUUCAAGCUUCUCUGGAGGGCCGCCCUGGGGACCGGGUGAAUCUCUCAUGCGUAGGAGUCUCUCACCCCAUCCGCUGGGUCUGGGCGCCCAGCUUCCCGGCCUGCAAGGGCCUGGCCAAAGGACGCCGGCCAAUCCUGUGGGCCUCUUCCGGCGGGACCCCCACCGUACCUCCCCUCCAGCCCUUCGUUGGCCGCCUACGCUCCCUGGAGUCUGGUAUCCGGCAGCUGGAGCUCCUCUUGAGCGUGGGGGACUCGGGCACCUUUUUCUGCAAGGGCCGCCACGAGGAUGAGAGCCGUACAGUGCUUCACGUGUUGGGGGACCGGGCCUAUUGCAAGGCCCUGGGGCCUACCCACGGGUCCAUGUAUCCCCAGCUCCUGAUCCCGCUGCUGGGCGCUGGGCUGGUGCUGGGACUGGGAGUUUUGGGCCUCGUCUGGUGGCUGCACAGGCGCCUGCCCCCGCAGCCGAUUAGACCACUCCCUAGAUUUGCUCCACUUGUGAAAGCCGAGCCCCGGAGAGCAGUAAAGGAGGAAGAGCCCAAGAUUCCAGAGGACCUAGACCAGGAACCGAGCCUUCACUAUGCGGAUCUGAACCAUCUGGCCCUCAGCAGGCCCCGACGGCUGUCCACAGUGGACCCCGCUGAUGCUUCCACCGUCUAUGCAGUUGUAGUUUGAAGGGAAGCCCUUACUCCAAACCUCCCAAGUUGGGAGCUCCCAGCUCCCCAUAAUCCCUCUCCCCUCCCUGAUCCCUCACCUGGAAGAGGAAGGCACCAUGGUAUAGAAAUAAGUGCUAGACUGGAAGUCGGGAGACCUGGGUUCUAGGCUGUCUCUGCCACUGAUGUUACUCCUAAACUUACUCCCAUGUCUCCCAUAACCUUCAUGUCUCCCUCACCACCGGUGUCCCCUCUAUACCCAGUCAAGCCCUAUCUCCUAUCUUAAGACAUCAGUAACUCCCAGACAGUUGCCUUAUCUCUUCCCUUCCUUCACUGUCAAGAUUUGGAACCAGGGGCACACACCUGCCUCUUCCAUUUUCUUCUCCUUCACUCUAUCCCCACUGCUCAUCUGUCGAAAUUGCCUAUCUGCUCUCCACAAGGUUGCCAAUGGCGUCCUAAUAGCCACACCCAGUAGACAUUUUUAGCAUUCAUCUGGUUUGACCUCUGAUUACUCCAUUCUUUAAACUGUUUUUCUUUGCUGCUGGUGUUUUCUUUUUGGACUCCUUCCUUGCUCCAUAUCCCCACAGUACUUACUCCCCACCAUUCUAGGUUUGUUCCUUUCUCCUCCUUUCUCCUCUUCUAGCACACUGUCAUCCAGUCAGUCCUCAGCCCCUACCUCUGCAAAUGACACCCGGAACUCUCUCUGGCUCAGAUCUCAGAUUUGGGAUUAAUGAACUUCCCCUUAGACAUUCUGCCUGACUGGCCUCAGGCAUUUUUGCUCUCUGGAUGUCAAACCUAACUCAUUGUGAUCUCGGAAGCCACUCACUUAAUUCUCCUCUGCAUUCUCUCCUUAACAACCCAGCUGCAGGCAGGGCACGGUGGCUCAUGCCUGUAAUCCCAGCACUUUGGAAGUCCGGGGUGGGCAGAUCAUGAGGUCAGGAGAUUGAUGCCAUCCUGGCCAACAUGGUGAAACCCCAUCUCUACUAAAAAUACAAAAAUUAGCUGGGCGUGGUGGCGCUUGCCUGUAAUCCCAGCUACCUGGGAGGCUGAGGCAGGAAAAUUGCUUGAACCAGGGAGUUGGAGGUUGCAGUGAGCCGAGAUCCCAGUUGCCCAUCCCAGAAACUGGGAGUCAUGCAGGCCUCCUUCUUCUCUCAUUCCCACACAAUGAGCCAUCAAAUCCAGUCUUUCUAUCUUAACAUCACUGUCAAACCCACACUCUAAUCCAUGCCCAGUGCUGCCAUGUGAAUGUACUCUCCUCACUUCCUUCCUAGAAUACCCAUAGCCCCACCUCACCCUCCUACCCUUGCUUUCCUUCCUGAAGUCAGGAAGAUCCUCCUCAAGAGAUAACUGCUCCUGACAGCCAUAUUACAUAACUGAAGUACUCUCCUUAGCUUCAGCUCUGUGCCCAUGUGCCCUGGCUUUGGAUACAAGGUACUACAGCACUUUGUCCAUUCUCCAGGCUUAUUUCUAUCAUUCCACAUGCACAUCUUAGAAAAUGCCAGCCUCAGAGAAUUCUCUCUAGCCCCAAAAUGUCUUUGCCCAGUGCAAUUCCUUCUUCCUGUAUUACCCCUUUCCCUCCUCCACACUACCUGACAGGCUAAUUCUUAUUUAUCCUCAGUUCAAGUGUGGCCUUUUCUGGGAAGCUGACCCUUCUUGCCCACUUUUGCAUACACUUUGAUGCCUGAGGACACAACCCCCUUAUUUCCCACAUAGAAAGAGCCUCUUGUAAAUUGUUCCAUUACAACCUGUACUUCAAUUUCUAAGAAAUUUGCACGUACUGUGAGCCCCCUCAACAUCAGGAGACUGACCCUUUGGAUGUCAUUGCUAAGCCUCAGUAAAUGAAUGAAUGAAAAUGAA
Cebus imitator (Panamanian white-faced capuchin) is the source of this 2749-nucleotide messenger RNA. It is a transcript of the gene MPIG6B, whose product is annotated as megakaryocyte and platelet inhibitory receptor G6b. Gene Ontology annotation, biological process: platelet formation; blood coagulation; megakaryocyte development. The record is from RefSeq and is a predicted model, not a curated record. Gene Ontology annotation, cellular component: plasma membrane. Lineage: Eukaryota; Metazoa; Chordata; Mammalia; Primates; Cebidae. The coding region runs from base 192 to 914 and encodes 240 amino acids. The transcript is spliced from 6 exons.